Phaedon cochleariae (mustard beetle) is the source of this 1094-nucleotide messenger RNA. NCBI's taxonomy places the organism in Eukaryota, Metazoa, Arthropoda, Insecta, Coleoptera, Chrysomelidae. The record is from the annotation of a GenBank genome assembly.
UUUCUUGCUGAUUAUAAAAUGGCAGGUCGAUCUGCUGCUGCCAGACGUGCAGUUCCUGAAAACGAAUCAACUAUCAAUUAUGUACAAGCUGAUGGAUUGGCUGUUAUGAAAAUUGUGAAGCAUUGCCAUGAGGAAUCAACCACAAAUAUGGACAUUGCUCAAGGAGCCCUUCUAGGUUUGGUAGUGGACAAUAGGUUGGAAAUUACUAAUUGUUUUCCAUUUCCUAAACAAACUGAUGAAACAAUGGAUGAGGAUGAAUAUCAGCUAUCAAUGAUGCGAAGAUUAAGAAGAGUGAAUGUUGAUCAUUUUCAUGUUGGCUGGUAUCAGAGUGCUGAUGUUGGAAAUUUUUUGAGUCAGCCUCUUCUUGAGUCACAGUUCCAUUAUCAAACAUCCAUUGAGGAAUCGGUGGUGGUCAUUUAUGAUACUCAGAAAUCUUCUAGAGGAUUCUUGACUCUCAAAGCUUAUCGUCUAACUCCUCAGGCUAUUGAAUUGUACAAGGAGGGUGAAUUCACCCCUGAGGCCCUAUUGAAGUUGAAAGUGGGAUUUGAGAAUUUGUUCACUGAGGUUCCUUUUCUAAUUAAAAACUCACCUUUGUGCAAUAUCAUGAUGUCUGAGCUAGCAGAGAUGGUUCCAGAAGAAGAAGGUUCAAAGUUCUUGGAUUUGGGUACUGCAUCAGUUUUGGAAGGUCAACUAAGAUGUCUCAUGGAUAGAGUUGAUGAAUUGAAUCAGGAAGCUAUUAAGUUCAAUAGGUAUCAACAAUUAGUUAGCAGACAGCAACAAGACAAACACAGGUACUUGCAGAAACGUACUCAAGAAAAUGCUGCUCGUGCUGCCAAAGAUGAGCCUCCAUUGCCAGAGGAAGACAUCAACAAAGUAUUCAAGCCCCAUCCUGUUCCCCCAAGGUUGAAUCCCAUGAUUAUAGCUGGGCAGGUCAACACUCACAGCCAGGCCAUAUCUCAGUUCUGUUCUCAGUCUUUGGCCAAGUUGUACAUCACCCAGGCAUUGCAAUCUGCCAAAGAAGCAAACACCAACCCAUAAGUGUUUCCUCAUAUCAAUUUAUUGAGAACAUUUACUUAUUAAAAGUUUAAUUUGAC